UGUAGACAGACAACAGAUAGACAGAUACACAGACAGACAGAUACAUGGACAAACAUUGCUACAUACAAACAGACUUAAAACUAUUAGAUAAACAUUACUGCUGUCCAUCAUAGAUAUUAACUACCAGAAUACCACACUACGUUGCUUUAGUAAUUUUAACUAAUCAAUGAUGUUAUGUCCAUGUGAAGAGUGGCGGUGACAUCACACUGCUAGACAAUGGCUUUGCAAGUCCUCUCUACUAUGCUGCCAAAUAUGGUUGAAUUGAGUGCGUUCAUUAUCUUCUAUCGAAACACAAAGAGAAUGAACGUAAAACAGUGACAUGUCACUACAUUGACGUGCCGUGUAAGGCUCCAAAAUGGGAGACUGCGUUGUGGGUGGCAGUGAGACAGGGUUAUGUCGAGAUUGUGGCUCUGCUGGUGACGAGUGGCUGCCAUUUGGAACAGCGAGAUCCCAAUGGAUGGACUGUGCUUCACUCAGCUUGCAAGCGAAGUAAUGUGGAAGUGGUAAAGAUGCUUUUAAAGUUGAAACCUUCUGCAAUCAAACAUAUGAUAACUGUCGCAUGUGAUGAUGGAUAUCCCAUCCACUUGGCAUGUCAUUACUCCAGUCUCGACGUCAUCAGACUUCUCAUCUCUCACUAUUCACUACUCAACAAAUUUAACAGUUUUGGUUGCACACCUCUAAUGGUGUGCUGUCAGUCAGGUCAAUACCAGACUGUACAGUUAUUGUUAGGUGCCAGUGCCGAUCCUAACCUAGUGAGCCCAAUUAGUAAGAAAACUGCUAUGCAUUGGGCUGUUAAUCGUCGGGAUCUACAAAGGGUGUGGCUGUUGUUUCAAUUUUUUGGUGAUCAAAGGACACCAAAGGACGGUCUGAAUGUGACACCGCGACAGAUGGCUGAGCUGGCUAGAGCAACUAGGAAAGGGGAGCGGGAUAUACUCCUUCAGGAUUUUUUGAUAUCAACUUGCUCGGUGUGUUUUGACAGCAACUAGAGUAGUCGAUGAUUAUGCUGUUUCUCUUUGGUUCAGAAGAACAGUCCACCUAAGAAAUAACACUUCCUAGUCACGGACUCUGUGGCCUGUGAACAGGUUCUCAGGAUUUCACUACAAAUCUGGAAAGAUGUGCUAUAUUGAGACUAUUUGGCAUAAACGCUGAGAAAACUGCAAUCUUUACAAGAGCAAUGGUUUACCAUAGUUCGUCAUACUCCAGAAGUGGUCCUCAUGUAGCAGACUUGUGGAAGUUGACAGGGAUUAUGUCAAACUUUAUGGAAUUGUGCUGUAGUAUGUUUUGGUUGAAUCUGCAUAAGUUUUAGUUGGUCACAUUAUAUGACUGUAUUAUAAUUAGUUGAAUGUAUUAUAAUUAUGGAGUAGAUUAUCAAGAACAA
Messenger RNA from Corticium candelabrum, 1378 nucleotides. RefSeq names its product serine/threonine-protein phosphatase 6 regulatory ankyrin repeat subunit A-like. The transcript has 4 exons. Bases 510 to 986 code for a protein of 158 amino acids. NCBI's taxonomy places the organism in Eukaryota, Metazoa, Porifera, Homoscleromorpha, Homosclerophorida, Plakinidae. The record is from RefSeq and is a predicted model, not a curated record. Gene Ontology annotation, molecular function: protein binding.